AUCCUGUCUUAAUUGAUGCGGCCCUGAGUGUUGUGAGCAUCCAGUGGAACCACUGUGGCAACAUGCUGGCUAUUGCAGGCAUCCAGAAGAUACCUGUGCAAGAUAAAGAUAUCAAUGUUAUGCAGUUCUAUUCUCCAUUUGGUGAGCAUUUGCGUACCUUAAAGAUUCCAGGGAAACAAGUAUCGGCUUUAUCUUGGGAAGGAGGUGGUUUAAAAAUAGCAUUAGCUAUUGAUCACUGUAUUUAUUUUGCAAAUAUUCGCCCAGACUACAAGUGGGGUUAUUGCACGAACACAGUACUGUAUGCAUAUACCCGACCUGACCGUGCAGAAUAUUGUGUUGUCUUCUGGGAUAUAAAAAACAAUGAAAAGUAUUUGAAAUUUGUCAAGAGUUUAAUCUCCAUAACAACCUGUGGAGACUUCUGUAUUCUGGCCACUAAAGCUGAUGAAAAUCAAUUACAGGAGGAGGAUGAAACAGAAUCCGUUGGUGGAAUGUAUGUACUUGUGCUUUGUAAUUCCAUUGGCACACCCUUGGAUCCAAAAUAUAUAGAUAUUGCCCCACUGUUUGUUACAAUGACCAAAACCCAAGUCAUAGCAGCUUCAAAAGAAGCAUUUUAUAUCUGGCAAUACCGUGUAGACAAGAAGCUCACAGCAAUGGAAAUUAAUCAGGUAGCACGGACCAGAAAAGAAGGCAAGGAAAGGAUUUACCAUGUGGAUGAUAGUCCUUCCGGUGCAGGUGAUGGAGCUCUUGACUAUGCUAAAGUCCUACAAGGAACAAGGGAUCCUAUUUGUGCAAUAACUGCAUCAGAUAAGACACUGAUUAUUGGAAGAGAAUCUGGCACCAUUCAGAGUUACAGGUUGCCCAAUGUUGGUUUAAUUCGAAAAUAUAUCCUAAACUGUCGGCCCUACCAAAUGUCUUUGAAUUGCAAGUCUAGUCGUGUAGCUAUCAUAGACAUGUCAGGUUUGCUGACUUUCUUUGACUUGGAUACACGAGUAACAGAUGGUUCAGGAUCCCAAGGAGUCGGUGAACAACUCAAAUUGGAACGCAAAGAUGUCUGGGAUAUGAAAUGGGCCAAAGAUAAUCCAGAUUUGUUUGCCACGAUGGAGAAAACAAAGAUGUAUGUGUUUAGAAACCUGGAUCCUGAGGAGCCCAUUCAAACUUCUGGAUAUAUUUGCAACUUUGAAGAUUUAGAAAUCAAAUCUGUCUUAUUGGAUGAAAUAUUAAAGAAUCCUGAACACCCUAAUAAGGACUGCAUAAUACAUUUUGAUAUUAGAUCACUACGAGAUGCUCAGGCUAUUGUUAAAGAGGCCGGGAUUGCAGAAUCUUCUCAGUUCAUUGAAGAAAAUUCACAUCCAAGGCUUUGGCGUCUCCUGGCUGAAACAGCUCUCCAGAAACUUGAUCUUCACACUGCUGAGCAAGCUUUUGUACGUUAUAAAAAUUACCAGGGUAUUAAGUUUGUAAAACGCCUUCACAAUCUCCAGAGCGAAGCACUUAGGCAAGCUGAAGUGGCCGUUUAUUUUGGAAAAUUUGAAGAAGCUGAAAGAAUGUAUUUGGACAUGGAUAGAAGAGAUCUUGCCGUUGACCUACGAAUGAAACUAGGCAAUGGGUUUCGAGUAGUGCAACUGUUGCAAACAGGCUCAGGCCAUGGAGACGACAGCCUCCUUGAACAGGCGCACAAUGAAAUUGGAGAGUACUUCGCCGAUAGGCAGAAAUGGGCGAAUGCAGUUCCCUACUUUGUACAAGGCAGAAACCAUGAGCGUUUAGCUGAAUGUUAUUAUAUGCUGGAAGACUAUCAAGCAUUAGAAAAUUUGGCCAAUUCCCUUCCAGAAAAUAACAAGUUGCUUCCAGAUAUAAGCCAUAAGUUUGUUACUGUGGGAAUGUGUGAACAAGCUGUAGCUGCCUUUCUGAAAUGUAACAGACCAAAGGAUGCAGUAGAUGUCUGUGUAAAUCUCAACCAGUGGAGUAAAGCUGUUGAACUAGCUAAGGAACACAAUAUGAAAGAGAUUGGUUCUCUUCUAGCUAGAUAUGCAUCUCAGUUAUUGGAAAAGAAUAAACCUCUUGAUGCCGUUGAACUAUAUCGUAAAGCCAAUUAUUUCUUUGAUGCGGCAAAACUAAUGUUCAAGAUUGCAGAUGAAGAGACUAAAAAGAGAACCAAACCUUUACGGGUUAAAAAGCUAUAUGUCAUGUCGGCUUUACUUGUUGAACAAUACCAUGAACAAAUAAAAAAUUCACAGAGAGAAAAAGUCAAAGGAAAAACUUCAGAGGCUACUUCAGCCAUAGCUGGCUUGCUAGAAGAAGAUGUUCUUUCCACAGACAGCCGCCUGAUCGAUAAUGCUUGGCGGGGAGCUGAGGCUUACCAUUUUUUCAUACUUGCUCAAAGGCAGCUGUAUGAAGGUUAUGUGGACACAGCAAUGAAAACAGCUCUUCACCUGAGGGAUUACGAAGACAUUAUUCCUGCAGUAGAAAUCUAUUCCCUAUUGGCUCUUUGUGCAUGUGCUAACAGAGCAUUCGGUACCUGUUCAAAAGCCUUCGUUAAACUGGAAUCUUUAGAAAAUCUUAAUCCAGACCAGAAGCAGAAAUAUGAAGCACUUGCCUUGCAAAUAUUCACAAAACACUAUCCUAAAGAUAGCAAAAAGUCGGACUUGGAUGGUCUUCUUGAAGAGGGAGAAGGAAAGCUUCCAACAUGUGUUGCUACAGGAAGGCCCAUCACAGAAUAUCAGUUUUGGAUGUGCAAUAAAUGCAAGCAUUGUGUCCAAGCUCAAGAAAUCAGCAACUAUAACUUCUGCCCACUCUGUCACAGUUCCGUGGCCUAUUAAAUUAUGCAGGUGAAAGCAACCAUCUGUGUCCUUUAAUGUGUAUUUGCUCCUGGUGGGACUGGAAUGGGGAGAAUUCCCCUCAGAAUAGCUUUUGUUACAUCCUCAAAAGUUGUCCCAGGUGACCUAAGCUUUGGAAAGCAAGGGACAACUACAGGGGGAAAGGAAGAAGGGAAAAGAAAUGGAUCCUGAUGUGUCUUUAUGCAUUAAUUAGAAAUAUACAUGGUCUGAAAUACUGAAAGGGAGUUACGAAGAAGAAUCACCCACACAAGAGCAAUUAAAUCCAUCCACUCAUAUAUAUAUAUAAAAAACUAAUUUGAAUCCAGCUUUAAAAUAGCCAAUCAGCAAAAGUUUUUUUUUUUAAAGUGAAAAUGAGGAUUUGAUGUAAACAAAUAUUUGCUUUCUUAAUUUACUCUUUGCUGGGGUAAAACAGCAUAGCUAACAGAAGUUUUGUAUAAAAGCUGACUUAAAUUCUUGAUUUCUUUAAAGUUUAAGAGAGACACAUUUCUUCCAUGGAAAAGAUUAUUCAUUCGUACAUAGAUACUUGCUCCAGAAUUUUGUUUAUGUUCAUUGCAAUAUAUGAGAAAAGAAUUGUUUAUUUUUUAAGCAAUAUUUAUAUAACCUACCUUUCUUUUCUGUAAUAAUAGUAAAAUACACUGUUCAAAGAAAUCAGUAUAUUUUUCCAUGAAGAAGAAACAACUGUAAAUGUAGAAAACUAAAUAAUAAAAUGCAUCAAUAAAAAUAACAAGGGGUAUGGACAUGGUUUAUUACAUAAAAUAUCAUUACAUGUAUUAUCCUGGAAAUAAUUUAUGUAAUAAUUAAAAUAAUUUCCAGAUGUA
This is a messenger RNA of Thamnophis sirtalis, 3649 nucleotides long. Lineage: Eukaryota; Metazoa; Chordata; Lepidosauria; Squamata; Natricidae. The record is from RefSeq and is a predicted model, not a curated record.